Molecule: messenger RNA, 3813 nt
Organism: Schistosoma guineensis
Lineage: Eukaryota; Metazoa; Platyhelminthes; Trematoda; Strigeidida; Schistosomatidae
Source: the annotation of a GenBank genome assembly
AUGGAUGUCCAAACUGGCCACUGUGAGUGGGUUGCUUCGUCCAAUACGAAUUCGUCUACGGAGGGACUCAUUAGCUCUAUUGCUAACCUAAGUUUCGAAGAAACCCGUUUGCUUUGGGGAAAUAGUGGUUAUGCUACUGUGUCUACUCAAGAUGCUCUUGGGAACCGCCCACCAUUCGGUUCGACACCAUGGGAUGUUUCUUCAAACCAUACCACUUCAAAUUCCAUACCAAUGGUUCGCAGUCGGCGCGACAAGCCCAACAGUACCAUCCCAGAAUCUAAUCUAAGUGAUGGGAGUAUUUUGAUGUCUCCUGGAUCUAAGGAUAUGGUGGCUUUGGGGAUGCAGAUGGCAGACCACGUUUUAAGUAACUCUCCAGGAAAUAAUGCUCAGUACUUGAGAGACAUUUCUGAAAACUUGUCAAAUGCAUUUCCUCAUCGUCCAGCACCUAAUUCACUCAAUGGAACCCAAUCUUUUGCAUUAAAUUCUUACCAAUAUGAUUCAAACGUAAGAUCAGUCCUUCCAAAUGAGUCAGAUGCUUUGCAUCAAAAUCAACCUCUUCAGUCUGGAGCUAAUGGAUUGAUUUCAAAUUGCUUUAAUCCAGCUCAAUAUUAUAUGCGUCCACCCUCAGCUGCAACACAGUCUUUACAACAAGUACCUUAUUCGAUUAUACCUAAUAGAUCGUCGGAAUAUGUGCAUGUAAAAAGCUUUACCUCAGAAGCAAUUAGUUGCGAACCUUGCAAUUCCAUUCAAGCUGAAAACUUAGUACCAUAUUUCAUCAACGUUCCAGCAAAUACAGAUCCUUCAGCGUCCAACAUACCUGCAGAGUCUUUCAAUAUGUUUACUGGUUCCCAUUUACAUCGAGAUCAGCAUCCAGCAAGCCAAUCUGAUAAUACAACCCACUUAGUUCCUAUAAUUCCCCAAACAAAUCGCAUCAGUAGUUUACAUCAUAUGAAGUAUAACUCCACAAACGCUAACGAGGAACAUAAAAACCAAUCAUUUAAUCCUUACUUGGGUGGUGCGUUUUCUGGUGUAAAUCAAUUAAACACAUGCUUAGAUUUUAAUAGUGAAUUUAUGACGAAUCCUUCGUUUAUUAGUCAUGUUUCUUUAGCUUGUAGUGAAGGCUACCUACCAACAUUUAUUCGGUCUAAUGGGCCGCCCUCACAGGACAUAAAUAAUUUUGGAGGUUGCUCAAGCUAUCCUUCUGUAAAUCAAGAUUUUUAUAUGCAUGGACCUUAUAGUAAUCUCGGAGGCAACAGGACGGUGGAACAUGCACCAUCUGAACAUACUACUAACGGACUAGUUACAAAUUCUCCUUAUGGUCCCGCACAAUAUGGGCCACAAAAGUUUCAGCAUACUGUUUACCCUAAAGGUGUAUCUCCAGCUCCAGGUGAUCAACUGAAUAUACAGGUACCAAAUUGUGCUGGUGUAAACAACUAUCCAAUGCACCCAGUUGAUACUAUGGUAAGCACGUUGGUGGGGUCGCAAUUUCUCGGACAAUCAGCGAACGGUCAUGCACAAAAUGGGGCUGGUUUUCAAAAUUUACCUGCCAGCGGUUUAUAUCAAUCUCUUAUUCAACCUAAAGAUCCUUCUAUACAUAUUCAGGCUCAAGCUGUUCAGCCUGUUUCAAACGACCAACAACAACAAUCUGCAGCCUUAUUCGCACACACUCUUCAGUUGUUUGCAGCUGCCGCUGCUAGGAAUAUGGGUUCUGGAACACACGAUAUUCACGUAUCUGGUGUCGGGUCAAGUAACAGUGGAUCUGUAUUAAAUUCUGUUGAUUUUGAGUGUUUGAGGCCUUCAGGUGUAAGUGCAGAAGUUUCGCUUACUGCACCCAUUCUACCAGAUCAUUUGCAGGCGUAUGCGAGUAAUUCUUGUGUUCCUGUAAAUGCAGUGGAAAGUCCGGGUCCCCGUCAUCCCCAUUCUACCUUGGAUUUUAAGUCAAUGUGCUCAACGGUUCCUGCUCCUUUCCCACCUAUCUCAUCAUCCAUUCAUUCACAAAAUAUUUUUCCACAAACUGAUGUAAUUACUCAGGAGUUCCAGCAUGCUGGUUUAGGUUAUACCGGAUUGUCAUCUAUGAAUUCAAUGGGUGAUCGUCUGCUUCGACCUUCCAAUAAUUUCGCAAGACCUACACCACCAUUGUCUUCCAAUCGUAUGCCUUAUAUUCCUGCGAGUGUUACAGACUCUCAAUCACCUCCUAGAACUCCGACUACAAUAAUUGGCCCAAGAAUUAGUGUGCCACCAGUCCCACCGAGACCUCAAAUAGCUACUUCAACUAUGUAUACUUGUCAAAAUAAUGGUCCACCUCCUUUUUCUUCCAUACAUACACCACGUUUUCCCUCACGCGGCCCAACUAGUUAUCCACAACUGAAUUUAACACUCAUGCCUCCGCCUCUUCCUCCUUACCCUCAUCAUAUUCAUCAACCACCGCCUGUUCUUCCACCACCUGGAUUUCUACCACCAGCUCAUUCCUAUCGCCCUUCUGGAACCAGUAGCUCUUCUGUCCCACUUAAUAAUACAUCUCCUUCAGGAAACAAGCCUGUUCAUAACAGAUUUCCAAAAGAUCACACUCAUUGUACAACACUGCAUCAACCUAACACCCCUGUGUCUGUGAUGACACUCACGUUUGCAGCUGCUCAGCAACAAACCUCAGGAGUAAAUCCUACUUUCGGGAUAAGGCAUUCAUCAUCCAACCAAACUUCUCAUUUUCCACCUCCGUACUAUGGUUUUCCUACUGAUUCAACCGCAACUCCCACUUUCCAACCAAAUUCUUCGUACCUUAAUCAUUCUAACCCACCGUUACAUAUUAAUAAUGUAUUGCACCUAAGACCGACUAAUGAUGCUGCUCCAGAGCGUAGUCGUCUGUUGGAAGAGUUUCGUAAUUCUCGAUUGCCUUGUUUAACAUUGCAUGAUUUAAUGAAUCAUAUCGUGGAAUUUGCUCAAGAUCAGUAUGGUUCACGUUUUAUUCAACAGAAAUUAGAACAAGCUAGUGUUGUAGAUAAAACUAGUGUGUUUCGUGAAAUUCUUCCUUAUGCAUACAAUCUAAUGAUCGAUGUAUUUGGAAAUUAUGUAAUACAAAAAUUUUUUGAAUUAGGAACACCAGAGCAAAAACAAAUACUAGCUCAGAGAAUACGUGGACAAGUUUUGUCAUUGUCUCUUCAGAUGUAUGGUUGUCGUGUCAUACAAAAAGCUGUUGAGUCUGUCCCAUUGGAAAUACAAAUAUCAAUCGUUAAGGAACUGGAUGGAUGUGUAAUCAAAUGUGUGAAGGAUCAAAAUGGAAAUCAUGUUGUACAGAAAUGCGUGGAAAAUGUCCCUCCAGAACACUUACAGUUUAUUAUAGACGCUUUUAAGGAUCAUGUAUAUUCGAUAUCUACUCAUUCGUAUGGUUGUCGUGUUAUUCAACGUAUUUUAGAGCACUGUACACCUGAACAAACUACUCCAAUUCUCUCUGAGUUACACCAACACACUGAUGCGCUUGUUAAAGAUCAGUAUGGAAAUUAUGUGAUUCAACAUGUUCUUGAACACGGAAAAACGGAAGAUAAGAGCCGAAUCGUAGAACACAUCAAAGGUCGUGUAGCUAAGCUGAGUGUGCACAAGUUCGCUAGUAAUGUUGUAGAGAAAGCUGUUGCGAACGCUUCACGAGUUGAGCGUCAAUCACUUAUCAAUGAAAUACUUGAAGAAACUGUGUUAACUGAAAAUCAAAUUGUACAAAAUGGACAAAAUCAAUCUAGGGAAUUUCGGGUUGAUGAUAGUUUUAGUGAGAAUGAUGAUGACGAGAUGAUGAUGAUGAACCCAGAACGAGAAGUUCGGUUUUAG